CACGUCUUUAUAACCAUCAUUUGAAAAUGCCAUAAACACCAUAUACAUUGCCAUCAUCUCCUACUGGUAAUAACGGUGUCACUUUUAAGUCCAGACCACAAUCUUUUCUCUUCACUCCUCUCCUUAAAGAAUGCUAUUCGAUAUAAUUAUGAUUAAAUUUCUUGUGGAAAGAUGAUAAUACGUGAACAAAGACUUCCAAAGUUCUCUUUGAAAACAUCCAGUUUCAUUUGUUUUCUAAUUGGAUUCCCAAUCACCCUAAUCACAGUCAAUAUGAUUCUUGUCACAAAACGAGAAUUUCCACAUCUUCAAAAUAUUUAUCAAAAUAUAGACGGAAAGCUGAGUGAAAUUUGUGAGCUAUUUUUACACACAAUACCAAAUCAAACAUUUGCAAAACAAUUUGAACACUAUUCAACUGAAAACCAUCAUUUAUUAAACAAAUGGACACCAAUGAGCAAUUGUAAAUUCCCCUUGAACACCUUAAAAUAUUCAUUUUGGUCUAGUGAAGAGGAAAUCAAUUUUCCAAUAGGAUUUGCUUUUGCAGUUUAUGAAGAUAUUGAUCGUAUAGCUCGUCUCCUGCGUCUUUUGUAUCGACCGCAUAAUUUAUACUGUAUACAUGUGGACCGGAGUACUUCAGACGAAUUUUAUCAAUCAGUAAUCCACCUGGCUAGUUGUUUUGGUUCAAAUGUUCAAGUUAUUAAUCGUUCACAGAGUAUUACAGUGAAAUGGGGUUAUUUUUCUGUAUUGGAUUCAUUUUUAAAGUGUACACAACUGAUGCUGAAUAAUACAGAAGUUGAUUGGAAGUAUGUAUUGAAUACAAAUGGAAAGGAAUUACCAUUACGUACAAACUGGGAAUUAGUGAAAGCUUUGAAAGCUUUAAAUGGAGCCAAUGUUAUAGGCGGUACAAUGAAAAAUGGACCAAAAGGUAGAAUUCCUAAGAGGAAACCAUCUUUUAAUGUUACAUGGGUGAAAGGAAGCUUUUUGGUUGCAUUACGCCGAGAAUUCGUUCAAUACAUACAUACCAACCCAAAACCAAUUGAAUUAUUAAACAUUUUAAAAGGAGAAGAACAUUUGAGAAAAAUUCCCGAUGAAAUGUUUUUCAGUACUUUAGCUUAUAAUCCACAAUUGAAUGCUCCUGGUGGUUGUAAAGAAUUUCACAGUCCUAAAGAUAAUGAUCCUUCUACAAGAUUUGUAUCACGAUAUGUUGUCUGGAAACCGAAGUAUUGUGCCACUGGCAAGCGAUAUCAUACAAUCUGUAUGUUAGGUGUACAGCAUCUUUAUAAUUUAAGCCGAAGUGAAGAAUUUUUUGCUAAUAAAUUUUACACUGGUUUCUAUGAUACAGCAUAUGAUUGUCUUGAAUAUUGGAUAUUAAAAAAGAUGAAAAAUGAAUAUUUAACUGGUAGAGUUGACGCUACAUUCAAUGUUCAAUUUUAUUCUGAAUUAUAUUGUUCAAGGAAUCAUAACUAAUCAUGUAUUGAUUUGUAUAUUUUGUUUUAAUAGAGAUUGGGGAUCAUGAUGAUGAUGAUGAUAACGAUGAACAGGAACUUUGUGUUAUAAUUCUUUUUCAAG
Molecule: messenger RNA, 1566 nt
Organism: Trichobilharzia szidati
Lineage: Eukaryota; Metazoa; Platyhelminthes; Trematoda; Strigeidida; Schistosomatidae
Source: the annotation of a GenBank genome assembly